Messenger RNA from Siniperca chuatsi (mandarin fish), 7295 nucleotides. RefSeq names its product ADP-ribosylation factor guanine nucleotide-exchange factor 1 (brefeldin A-inhibited) (gene arfgef1). Gene Ontology annotation, molecular function: guanyl-nucleotide exchange factor activity. Gene Ontology annotation, biological process: regulation of ARF protein signal transduction. The record is from RefSeq and is a predicted model, not a curated record. Bases 226 to 6123 code for a protein of 1965 amino acids. The transcript has 41 exons. NCBI's taxonomy places the organism in Eukaryota, Metazoa, Chordata, Actinopteri, Centrarchiformes, Sinipercidae.
CUGCGGCCGUUCUCGAACGUACGUGACGUCGUUUCCUCUCUCCAACAUGGCGCAGGAGGCAGGUCGUUAAUAGAAAUCUGAGGGAUUUACCCCACCUUCUGUGUUUAUUUAUGUUUGUUUGUAAGGGGCUCUGCGGCUGACAUUUGAAAAGGAAUACAUCUCCAUUCGAGGCGGCUGCAGCCCCCCUUGGGACCAGGCACACCUCGCCCCAAAUUCCGGUGCGACAUGUUUGAGGGCAAAAAGACGAAAAACAUGUUCCUUACACGAGCUUUGGAAAAGAUCCUAGCCGACAAGGAGGUGAAAAAGGCUCACCAUUCACAAUUGCGCAAAGCCUGUGAGGUGGCACUAGAGGAAAUCAAAGAGGAAUCAGAAAAAUUAAGUCCGCCCAGUGGAGACGGCAAAUCGGGUUCCAGCACUUUACCGCCAAUCAAAUCAAAGACCAACUUCAUUGAAGCCGACAAGUACUUCUUGCCGUUUGAGCUGGCAUGUCAGUCCAAAUGUCCCCGCAUUGUCAUCACCUCGCUCGACUGUUUACAGAAGCUGAUAGCAUACGGCCACCUGACAGGCAGCGCCCCAGACAACACAGCUCCAGGCAAGAAGCUCAUCGACAGGAUCAUCGAGACCAUCUGCGCUUGUUUCCAAGGGCCGCAGACUGAUGAGGGCGUGCAACUACAGAUUAUUAAGGCUCUGUUGACAGCGGUGACCUCCCAGCACAUAGAAAUCCACGAGGGCACUGUGCUGCAGGCCGUCCGCACGUGCUACAACAUCUACCUGGCCAGCAAGAACCUCAUCAACCAGACCACAGCCAAGGCCACGCUCACACAGAUGCUCAACGUUAUCUUUGCACGCAUGGAGAACCAAGCACUUACAAAUCACAAGCUAUCUUGGUCUCUGGCCUCCAGAAAGCGUGACCGCCAGCUGCAGGAAGCAAAGCAGCUGGAGAGAGAGCGUCACCGGCAGCACUCCCCGGUUACCCUGCACACCGAGCCAGACUCCCCCCAGCUCCAGACUCACAUCCACCCGCCGGCCAAGGGUCCAACACAGGAGGCAAACGGGCCGGUCACCCCUCCAACUCCCAGCAUCACCAUCCCAUCCACCCCGUCCACCCCCUCGACACCCGCCCCGGAGGGCAGCAGCAGGUCUGUGUCUGGGGAGCAGGAAGAGCAGAGAGAGCAAGAGGAUCAGGGGGGGCAGGGGCAGGUCUAUGAGAACCCAGAUCCAGAAAAUGGUUCUGACUUCUGCGUGGCUGAAAAUGAACAGACUGAAGCAGAUCAAGCCACCGCAGCAGCACAAAAUGCAGCAGCCCAACAGCAUCCAGAGGCAGGGGAGGAGGAAGACGAGGAGACUCCAAAUUAUGAGGAGAAAGCCCAGGAAAUCGUCCAGAGUAUUCUGCAGGAGGUGGUCAAUACUGUUGCAGGAGGGCACUGCUUGGACCCCACAAACCUUUGCUCUGACACCAAGGAGUCUGGUGGCGAGGGCGAGCCAGCAGAGUCGGAGCCAGCUGAAGCGGUGACAGAGGGGACCCAGAGCUCCCUGGAGGACGAGGGCACCCUGGGUAGCGACAGCGAGCACGUCCAUGCCAACGGCAUCCCAGGCACGCCUAUUUCUGCCAGCUUCACCCCCUCGCUGCCUGAUGACAGACUGUCUGUCUCGUCCAAUGACACUCAGGAAUCAGGAGCAGCCCCCGGCCAGCCACCAGGUGCAAAAUUUUCCCACAUCCUCCAGAAAGAUGCCUUCCUUGUCUUUCGCUCACUGUGCAAGCUGUCAAUGAAGCCGCUGUCAGAUGGACCACCAGAUCCGAAACAAUUUACCAUGAGAAUGAAUAAGUACGUUACGUCCCAUGAGCUGCGAUCAAAGGUCUUGUCCCUCCAGCUGCUCCUGUCCAUCCUGCAGAAUGCCGGGCCCAUCUUCAAGACUAAUGAGAUGUUCAUCAACGCCAUCAAGCAGUACCUGUGUGUGGCCCUGUCCAAGAAUGGUGUCUCCUCCGUGCCUGAGGUUUUCGAGCUCUCACUCUCCAUUUUCCUCACUCUCCUCUCCCACUUCAAGACGCACCUCAAGAUGCAAAUCGAGGUGUUUUUCAAGGAGAUUUUCCUGUACAUUCUUGAGACGUCCACAAGCUCCUUUGACCACAAGUGGAUGGUCAUUCAAACCCUCACUAGAAUAUGCGCAGAUGCCCAGAGCGUGGUGGACAUCUACGUGAACUAUGAUUGUGACUUGAAUGCUGCUAACAUAUUUGAGCGGUUGGUCAAUGACCUCUCGAAAAUUGCGCAGGGUCGCGGAGGUCAUGAGCUUGGCACAACACCCCUACAGGAGCUGACCCUGAGAAAGAAAGGCCUUGAAUGUCUAGUGUCCAUCCUGAAAUGUAUGGUAGAAUGGAGUAAAGACCAAUACGUCAACCCCAACUCCCAGACCAGCCUCGGCCAAGAGAAACCAUCAGAACUGGAGAGCACAGAGACCAAGGCCCCAGAGACCAUAAACCGCUAUGGGAGCAUUAACUCUCUGGACUCCACGGCUUCGUCAGGCAUCGGCAGCUACAGCACCCAGAUGUCAGGUACUGACAACCCAGAGCAGUUUGAGGUCCUCAAACAGCAAAAGGAGAUCAUCGAGCAAGGCAUUGACCUGUUCAACAAGAAACCAAAGAGAGGAAUCCAGUACCUUCAAGAGCAAGGCAUGCUGGGUACAACCCCAGAGGAUCUUGCUCAGUUCUUGCACCAGGAAGAGAGGCUUGAUUCGACCCAAGUGGGAGAAUUCCUCGGGGAUAAUGAUCGUUUCAAUAAAGAGGUGAUGUACGCCUACGUGGAUCAAAUGGACUUCCAGGGCAAAGACUUUGUUUCUGCACUAAGGAUGUUCCUGGAGGGCUUUCGACUCCCUGGAGAGGCCCAGAAGAUCGACCGGCUCAUGGAGAAAUUUGCAGCAAGAUAUCUUGAAUGCAAUCAGGGGCAAACCCUCUUUGCCAGUGCUGACACUGCAUACGUCCUUGCUUACUCGAUCAUUAUGUUGACAACAGACCUUCACAGUCCACAGGUGAAGAAUAAAAUGACAAAAGAGCAAUACAUCAAGAUGAACCGUGGCAUCAACGACAGCAAAGACCUACCUGAGGAAUAUCUCUCAGCCAUCUAUGACGAGAUUGCAGGGAAAAAGAUUGCCAUGAAGGAGACAAAAGAGCUCACCAUGAAAUCCAACAAGCACAGUGUGGCUAGUGAGAAGCAGAGGCGUCUGCUGUACAAUGUGGAGAUGGAGCAGAUGGCCAAGACGGCCAAAGCUCUGAUGGAGGCCGUCAGCCACGUCCAGGCUCCCUUCACCAGCGCCACGCAUCUGGAGCACGUCAGGCCCAUGUUCAAGCUGGCAUGGACACCCUUCUUGGCUGCUUUCAGCGUGGGUCUUCAGGACUGUGAUGACACCGAGGUGGCCUCGCUGUGUCUGGAGGGGAUCCGUUGUGCCAUCAGGAUAGCAUGCAUCUUCUCCAUACAGUUGGAGAGGGAUGCCUAUGUACAGGCCCUGGCGAGGUUCACCCUGCUGACAGCCAGCUCUGGCAUUUCAGAAAUGAAGCAGAAGAACAUUGACACCAUCAAGACCCUCAUCACUGUGGCCCACACUGAUGGCAACUACCUGGGCAACUCCUGGCAUGAGAUCAUGAAGUGCAUCAGUCAGCUGGAGCUGGCUCAGCUGAUCGGUACAGGGGUGAAGGCACGCUACAUCUCAGGGACGGUGCGGAGCAAAGAUGGCUUCCUUACAAGUACGAAGGAGCAGAGCAACGACGAGUACCUGGGUCUAGUUGGAGGGACAGUGGACCGUAAGCAGAUCGCCAGCAUUCAGGAGUCCAUCGGAGAGACCAGCUCUCAGAGUGUCGUGGUGGCUGUGGACAGGAUAUUCACUGGUUCUACCAGAUUGGAUGGUAACGCAAUAGUCGAUUUUGUGCGCUGGCUGUGUGCUGUCUCCAUGGAUGAGCUGGCCUCGCCCACACACCCACGUAUGUUCAGCUUGCAAAAAAUUGUUGAGAUCUCCUACUACAACAUGGGCCGCAUCAGGCUCCAGUGGUCCAGGAUCUGGGAGGUUAUUGGAGACCACUUCAACAAGGUUGGCUGUAAUUCCAAUGAGGAUGUGGCAAUUUUCGCUGUGGACUCUCUCAGGCAACUGUCCAUGAAGUUUUUGGAGAAGGGGGAGCUGGCCAACUUCAGAUUCCAGAAAGACUUUCUGAGGCCUUUUGAGCACAUCAUGAAAAAGAACAGGUCUCCCACCAUCAGAGACAUGGUGGUGCGCUGUAUAGCCCAGAUGGUUAACUCCCAGGCGGCGAACAUCCGCUCAGGCUGGAAGAACAUCUUCUCUGUCUUUCACCUGGCUGCUUCUGACCAGGACGAGAGCAUUGUAGAGCUGGCCUUCCAGACCACCGGCCAUAUCGUCACGAAUGUAUUUGAAAAGCACUUUGCGGCCACCAUCGACUCCUUCCAGGAUGCCGUUAAGUGUCUGUCUGAGUUUGCCUGUAAUGCCUCCUUCCCAGACACCAGCAUGGAAGCCAUCCGCCUCAUCCGACACUGCGCCAAAUACGUCUCAGAGAGGCCACAGGCCUUCAAAGACUACACCAGUGAUGACAUGAAUGUAGCGCCUGAGGACCGUGUGUGGGUGCGGGGUUGGUUCCCCAUUCUCUUCGAGCUCUCCUGCAUCAUCAACAGAUGUAAGCUGGAUGUCAGGACCAGGGGACUCACGGUGAUGUUUGAAGUGAUGAAGACCUACGGGCACACCUUUGAGAAACACUGGUGGCAAGACCUGUUCAGAAUUGUCUUCAGGAUCUUUGACAACAUGAAGCUGCCUGAGCAACAGACUGAGAAAGCAGAGUGGAUGACCACCACCUGCAACCACGCACUUUAUGCCAUCUGUGAUGUCUUCACCCAGUACUUUGAGUCCCUCAAUGACGUCCUGCUGGAUGACAUUCUGGCUCAGCUCUACUGGUGUGUGCAGCAAGAUAACGAGCAGCUUGCCCGUUCAGGCACCAACUGUCUAGAGAAUGUAGUCAUCCUGAAUGGAGAGAAAUUCUCCCUGGAGACCUGGGACAAGACGUGUACCUGCAUGCUGGACAUCUUCAAAACCACCAUCCCACACACGCUGUUAACAUGGAGACCAGCAGGAGCAGAGGGAGAACACUUGACAACACAGAGCCUGUCAGACAAACAGCUGGACUCCAUUUCCCAGAAGUCAGUGGAUAUUCAGUCCCGCUCUGACGACCAGCAUUCCAUCAGCAGCGCCGAUAGGGUUGCCAUGGAGAACCGUCGGCAAAGUCAGUACAGCUCAGCCUCAGGCAUGUAUGAGGACGGCUCCAGGAGCAGGACCCCAACAAAGGUCCAGGAGCAACGCUUAUUCUCAGCUUUGCUGAUAAAGUGUGUCGUGCAGCUGGAGCUGAUCCAGACUAUUGAUAACAUCGUUUUUUUCCCUGCCACCAGUAAGAAGGAAGAUGCUGAGAACUUUGCUGCUGCUCAGCGGGAUGCUGCGUAUGCAGCAGACGUCCCAGUGGAGAUCCAGGAUCAGGGCAUGUAUCGCUACCUGACCUCAGAACAGCUCUUCAAGCUGCUGGACUGCCUGCUGGAGUCACACUGCUUUGCCAAGGCUUUCAACUCCAACAACGAGCAGAGGACCUUACUGUGGAAAGCAGGUUUCAAAGGAAAGUCAAAGCCCAACCUGUUGAAGCAGGAGACCAGCAGCCUGGCUUGUGGCCUGCGUAUCCUGUUUCGCAUGUACACAGACGAGAGCCGCCAGGACGCCUGGGAGGAGGUCCAGAGACGGCUGCUCAAUGUGUGCAGUGAGGCCAUAGCAUACUUCUUGGCUCUGACCUCAGAAAGCCACAGAGAGGCCUGGACCAACCUGCUGCUGCUCUUCCUCACCAAGGUGCUAAAGAUCAGUGAUGAAAGGUUCAAGGCUCAUGCGUCCAGAUACUACCCUCUGCUGUGUGAGAUCAUGCAGUUCGACCUGAUCCCCGAGCUCCGGGCUGUUCUGCGAAAGUUUUACCUGCGCAUCGGCCUCGUGUUUCACAUUGCUCAGCUGCCUGAGCCCGAACCAGACCCUCAGCCGGCACAUGUUGAGCAGGAGGCAGACACGGAGGUGGGGGAGGAGGCCGGGGAGGAGGCCCAGUGAUGCUGCACCACAAACAGCCUGGAACACAGAGCUCUACUGAGGCCUCCACCUCAGAUCUGUGCGACUGUGCGCUGAGGCUCCGUGUCACCUCAGGGCUCUCCACGUGGUUUAUGCUGAACACUUGACUUAAAUAGCUGAUUAUCAAUCAGCUAUCUGCUACCACCCACCUGCACCCUUAACCCCGUCACCACACACACACAGACACGCCUAUACACACAAACAGCCCAGACGGAGUACUUGAUAUCAUGAUGAAAACAGUAAUGUCUUGUACAAGGUGUAGCGAUGUCUCCACUGGAUAAAACUACUGAUGAACAACUGACAGUUAUCCAUAUUUCUGAUCUGCUCAGAAGGAAUAUAUUUCAAAAAAUGUGUGCUUCUUACUGUAUAUUUAAAAAGUAAAGAAUGAAUGGUUUCAACAACAUGCAAAAAGACAUAUUUAGUAACUAUGAAAUGUGACAUUUGUCACACAUUGAUAGUAAUGAUCUUUCUGUCUGCACCGCAGAUGGCUAACAUUAGUAUUGAUAGCCUCUUGGAUGAAACUAGUUGUACAGAUCUAUCGCUAUGUAAUAUAAUCUUAUAACACUAGAUUUCAUUUAUUUUUGUUUAUUUCUUUCCUCUGGAUUUGCUGCACUUGAUCUCUUUUUUGAAUGCACUGGAGAUUUUACUUUUGUGAUAAUUUAUUGGACUGUACCAUCUCCUGUAGAUUGUCCUAUACAGUAUGAUUUGUAAUUGAACAAGACCAUGGAAAGUGAAGGGUUAAAUUAUUCCAUUUUAUAUGUUCUUAGGUUUUUAUCAGAGAUUGAUGAUAACUGGGCUUCUGAAACUGGAAGAAUAGAGAGCAACCUGAUGCUAGCUGCUUUUGAGUGACUAGUCUGUUUUUAUGUUUGAGUUUAGUUUUCACUUUUGUGUACAAAAUCAAAAGUUAAUAAUAUAUUUAAUGUUUUUUUUCUUUGGUGUGGGGGAAAGUUAUAUGUAUAGAGAAAAUGACAAAUGUUAGCUGUGCUUUAAGUAUGAAUGGGAUGCAUUCCUGCUCAUGGAUGUAGAAAACAAAAUGUAUAUGAUACAGCAAUGUAAAGUUUUCUAUGUUGCAAAAAAGAUUAUGUACAACUUUCUGUACAAUACAUCAUCUGGCAUUCUAAUCAGGUUCUAGGUCAAUAAAGUUUUUGAACUUG